GGGUUUGGGCCGAGAUAUCAACAACCCGCAAAAUAGCGGGCCUUGCGGGCUGAGGCUUGGUUGGUACCGGGCUCUAUGCGGGACGGCCCAAUGCGUACCGCGGGAUGCCCUAGAUCCCGCUUCCUUUCGUCAUUUGCGAUUCUGCCUCUUCACCUGAAAAAACAAAAAGAAAAAGAUGAACGGAGAAAGCGAUGACGAUGUAGUUCACCUCGUGAAGAAAUGGAGCUCCGAGCCUCCGACCACGGCCGUUCGAUGUCCGGUGCUGACCACAUAGUAUUCGAUCUUCACCAGAGAAGCUAAGUAGAGAAAGCUCCAACAAAGUCGAUUCUUCUUCUUCGAUGUCUCUUCAUGAGCUUCUAAGCUUCACAGUUCAGACAUGCAUGUACAACUUUGAAUCAACGGAGCUUCUCUUCCUUGUCAUUCCACCACCGAAGCCUCUCUUUGUCUUUGUUCCAUCAGCUGAGCUCCGACGACGGUUCCAUCACCUGAGCUCUGACGGCAUUACCUGAGCUCCGACGCCGGCGGUUCUUACUCAUGAGCUUCUCUUAUAGUUUAAUGAUCUUUGGUCAGCAGUAUGCGUUUAACCUGUUUUCCCUUAACGCUCCCGUUACUGAGAAUGGUUACAACGAAGAGGAGAUGAAACUUGUCAAAGAGACAAGGAAGAUCUGGAAUGACACAGAAGUGAAAGUAACAGCGACGUGUAUACGUGUUCCGGUAAUGCGUGCUCAUGCAGAGAGUGUAAAUCUCCAGUUUGAUAAUCCUCUCGAUGAGUGAAUCAUCAGAGCUUCUCUUCCUUGUCAUUCCACCACCGAAGCCUCUCUUUGUCUUCGUUCCAUCAGGCUGAGCUCCGACGACGGUUCCAUCAGCUGAGCUCCGACGACGGUUCCAUCAGCUGAGCUCCGACGACGGUUCCAUCAGCUGAGCUCCGACGACGAUUCCAUUACCUGAGGUUUGACGACUGUUCCAUCACCUGAGCUCCGACGACGGCAGUUCUUUCUCACGGCAAGUACAUGUUAUGUAUUUCAAACAAAAAAAUAAGUUAUUUUAACUUAAAUCUUUGCUCUAACUCUUGAAUUUUUUCAUCUUCUUCUCCUCUUUGAAGUCAAGACGUGUGUUGUCUCGAGUGAUGGUGAACUCGUAGGCGUUGGAGUGAUGGCGAACUAGGAGGCAACCGCUCGUUAGCUUAGCAGACUCAUUUCGAUAUAACAGCUAAGGACCUCGGGUUAGUAGACCUAGUAAGCAUUGAUAGGACUCACGGUUUAGCUAGAGGAACUCGCUGUUUAGAUAGGACUGCUGUUUAGAUAGGUUAACUCAUUGUCUGGCUUAGAAGUUAGAACUCGAUCAUGUUGUUAGAUACUUAGAUGCUUGUUGUUUGAGAACUAGUAGGAAUUGAUAGGAAUGGCUUGAUCUGUUGUUAGAUGCUUAAUUGAUAGGAAUGGCUUGAUAUGUUGUUAGAUGCUUGUUGUUUGAGAACUAGUGAGAAUUGAUAGGAAUGCUUUGAUCUGUUGUUAGAUACUUAGAUGCUUGUUAUCUUGAGAACACGUAACUUCUAUUUUUAUUUUUUUUAAGUAUCAAAAUUUUACAAAAUUUAAUUUAAAAAUUAACUUUAGUAAAAAACCCUACGUCCACUUAGUCACGUAUAGGAGAAGUUAGAAGCAGCCGUAAGUUAAAACUUAGAAUUAUCAAAAAAAACCAGCAACAAUAGAAACUUGAGAGACGAUGGGAUCAUCCAGAGACGACUCAGAAGAGCAAUUCAGUUUGAAUACUAACUACUCGCCACCAGCUACCUGUGACUUGGGGACUCAGCAACUCAUUGCCAGACUUGCUGCAGAAGAAGAAAGGGAUGAUCUGAGAGCUGAUGAGGCUAAUGAUGGAAAGAAGCAAGCACGGAAAAGAAAGUUGAUUAGUCUGGUCGAUUCAGAAGAAGAAUCUGAUGUUGAAAUCACACCCCCAACCCAAUCGAGCAAGCCUCGCAGACAAACAACUUAUGGAACAGCCAAGCGGAAGCCCAUGUUACAAUCCACUCUGGAUGGUGGUAGUGGCUCGUCCGCACGGGCUCGUAGUCAGAAGAAUAUUCCCUUGAAAGCCGUGAUUAGGGGAGGAAGAAGAAAGGCAUCACCUCAGGCCUUGUCUAGUGAGGCGCGGAAAAAGAAGGGCUCCUCUAGUCGGUCGCAGAAGAAUAAGAAGAAGAUUGAAGAGGAUAUACCGGAUUUUGAUGAUGAUUUGGAAGAAGUUGAGUUGGACGAGGCUGAAAUCAAUUUGGAAGAGAUGGAGAGUAGGCAAUGGUCAGACGUCUGGAAGGAUUUCACUGUGGUUGAAAAACCAAAUGGAGAUUUGAAAGCUGUAUGCAAUCAUUGCAAGAAUGAGUAUGCGUGGUAUUCUCACUCGCAUGGAACAAGUGGGUUGAGGAGACAUCGAGGGAGAUGUAAAAUGUAUCCAAGGAAUGGAGGAAGGCAGCAACAACUCAAUACCGAGGGUAAAGUAGUAGCUCGCAAGUACGAUCAUACUGUGUUUAGGCAGUUGGUAGCAAAGACAAUUGUCCAGCAUGAUCUACCAUACUCUUACGUGGAGUAUGAGAGAGUGAGAGAGACAUGGAAGUAUUUGAAUGUUGAUGUCCAAUUCAUCUGUCGAAACACGGCGAAAUCAGAUGUUUAUCGUUUGUAUGAAAGCGAGAGAGAGACACUGAAACGUGAGUUAGCGAGUCUUCCUGGACGAGUCUCCUUCACUUCCGACUUGUGGACAUCACUGAAACGUGAAGGAUACAUGUGUGUGACAGCACAUUACAUUGAUCGGAAUUGGAAGUUGAACAGCAAAAUCCUGUCAUUCAGUGCUCUACCACCACCACAUAACGGAAUGAGUGUUGCGGUUCACCUUCUUGAGUCGCUGCAAGAGUGGGGUCUCGACAAGAAGGUUUUCUCUAUCACAUUGGAUAAUGCUUCAAGUAAUGACUCGAUGCAAGACAUAGUCAAAUCGCAGUUGUUGUUAAAUGAUGAUUUGUUAUGUGGAGGAGAAUUUUUCCAUGUCAGAUGUGCUGCUCACAUCCUUAACCUGAUAGUGCAAGAUGGUUUGAAGGUUAUUGGAGGCGCUUUGCACAAAGUUAGAGAGAGUAUUAAGUAUGUGCUAGCAUCGGAAGCGCGGGAAGAGUUGUUUGAAAAAUGCGUGAAUGCUGCAGGCAUAACUGAAAACGCGGGUCUGAUCUUGGAUGUGCAGACAAGAUGGAACUCGACUUACUUUAUGCUUGAAAGAGCCAUCAAAUUCCGUAAAGCAUUUGUUAAGUUGGAGACAUUUGAUAAGAGAGGUUAUAAAGUGGCGCCUACAGCUGAAGAAUGGACGCGAGCUGAUAAGAUAUGCCAAUUUUUGUGCCCUUUCGCAGAGAUCACAAAACUGAUGUCAGGUGCUAAUUACCCCACCUCGAACUUGUAUUUUUAUCAAGUUUGGUCCAUCCAUGAGUGGCUACAAAUGAAUGAGUUCAGCGAGGAUGAGAUCGUCCGAAAAAUGGUGCCACCAAUGAAAGAGAAAUUUGAUAAGUAUUGGGAUGAAGUUAGUGGGGUUUUUGCAAUGGCAGCAGUCUUUGAUCCACGUUUCAAGCUUUCAAUUGUGGAGUGUUGCUUAGGGAAGCUUGACAUGAGUACACGUGAUGUGAAGUUGAAGAACUUGCGCCAGAAGCUGAGUAUUUUGUUCGAGUCUUACGACAAAAAAUCCAAGGCUAACUCACCGUCUACGGAGCCACGUGAGACGGUUCCACAAAAUGUCACUUCUGCAGGUUCCAUGGGACUGUUUGGAAACUACCAAGAAUUCUUUAAAUUUCGCAAAGUCAACGGAGCUGCUACUGGAAAGACAGCUCUAGAAGCUUAUCUUGAUGAACCUCCUUUGGACAUUGAUAGUUUAGAGAGCUUGGACAUUCUCCAAUUCUGGAAAACUAACACUCAUCGUUACGGUGAUUUGGCUGCAAUGGCUUGUGAUCUGCUCAGCAUUCCUAUCACAACAGUGGCUUCAGAGUCCUCCUUUAGUAUUGGGUCGCGAGUUCUUAACAAAUACCGUAGCCGUUUACUCCCAAAAAAUGUUCAAGCUCUGAUAUGCACAAGGAAUUGGAUCAAAGGAUACGAGGCUUAUGAACAUGAAGAUGAAAUUGAUCCUGAAGAGGAGACAUUGCCAUCUUUUGACUCUAUUGCCAAUGAGGAAAAUGAUGAUGAGGAAGUUUGAUAUCUUUCUUGAUUUGCUGUUUUGUCUUCUUUCAAUUUUUUGGAUUUGUUUCAGUACUAUGAUUGGUUUUUUUAGCUUUUAUUACAUUGGUGUUUUGGUUAAGACAAUAUGAAGUCCAGUUGCUUUUCUUUUUGUUAUCAACAGAGUGAAUGUUGCUUUUCUAAACUACAUAUACACGACCAUAAUCUUAUACACGACAACAAA
Molecule: messenger RNA, 4407 nt
Organism: Brassica napus (rape)
Lineage: Eukaryota; Viridiplantae; Streptophyta; Magnoliopsida; Brassicales; Brassicaceae
Product: zinc finger BED domain-containing protein RICESLEEPER 2-like
Exons: 7
Coding region: 1720-4203 (827 amino acids)
Molecular function (GO): protein dimerization activity; DNA binding
Source: RefSeq, a predicted model, not a curated record